UGCACAUUAGUCCCAAUGUAUAAUCUAGGUUUUCAUAUUUUUUAUGACUUUUUCAGGUUAAAACAAUUUAGUGUAAAACAACAGAAGUUAGUGAAGAUUCAUAGUGAAAAAGUUCCGAAUGGCAUUUUACCCCACGGUUAUACUGCAACAUUGCAUGACAUGAAAGUAAAUUCCAGGCAUUGUGCUGAUGAUGAAGUAUAUAGUAAAAACCCUGACGUUCAAAAGAUGAUUGCAAGAGGUACAACCACAAUGGAGUUGCAGGGCAAAGAAUCAUGGCAUGAUGUCAUUAUAUAUGCCAAUAAGAAGUUUACUGGUGGUGUUGGAGAUGAAGAUAAAAAGCAGCCAAACAAUGACGAUACUUGGCUAGAGUAUUGUUUAGAACCCCUGGAAAAUGCUGUGAAGAUUAUAUGCAUGGAAAAAUUAAAUGGUGAUGCAGUUCAUUUCAGUGGGAGAUAUAUAGAUGGAAGGUUCUAUUUAAUUACUGGGAGCAAGAAUGUUCACAUGCUGAUAAGUGAGAAGUCUGAUAUUGACCUGUACGAUGGAGGUAGAUUCAAAAUGGCAAAGAUAUUUGCUCGUACUGUUUGUGACACUUUGGGGAACCUCAGUAAAGAUGUUCUGCAACUUCUAUUAAGUUUUCUUCACCAUACUAAAGUUACAGCCAUAUGUGAGGUUCUUCAGCCAGAAUAUCAGCAUAUAGUGAAUCUGUCUUAUUUGGAAACAAACGAGUUGAAUUUUAUUACAUUCACUCCAACAGCAAGUAAAGAUGAGGAAACUACCUUAACAGCAUUUCCGCCUCACCAAACUUUAAAACUUGGAAAAGCGUUAGGUUUUGCUUGUGCAUCGUACACUGAAAUUGAGCCCAAGAAUAUUAUGAACCAACGACAUCAGAUUAGAGCGUAUCAUAACAAGGAGGGCGAGGUUCUUUAUUAUCUGAAUAAAGAUGGUGCCACUUUUGGCAUUACAAAAGCUAAAAGUGUAUGGUACAUAUGCAUACGUGCCUUAAGAGAAAAAGCUGUGUUUUCUUUUACAUCAAGGAAAGCUAAAUCUGAUCGGAGGUUGAGUGAUCACAUUUCGAAUGUACAUAAAAGAUAUGGAGAAAUUCAAGAGUGGUUGAACUUAUCUCCCCAGUGUUUGGAAUCCUGGAAGAGUCUUGGGGCAUCUUUCAUGAGAUGGUUAAGCGAGGAAAUAGAAAAUAAUAAUUUGGACCCAAAAACAAUCAGGCCAAAGUUUCCAGUGUUGUGGAAAAAGUUUUUAGAAACCGGCAAUGAUGACAUCAUACAACUUUGAAGAAGUGUAACAAUGUCCUCAGUAUUAUAAGGAAAAUAAUAAAUGUGUAAGCAUUUGAGCACUGACCUUUGGCACUGAAAAUAUAAUUAUUUUGAUGGAUUAAAACGGGAAAAGUAUAGGAAUUAAGUUUAUCAGGUCUUGGACCAUAUCCCCGUAUUCCUGUGUCCUGUAGGAUGUUCUAAGAGAUGCCCGGAGCUCGGUCCAUGACCGGCAUCUUGUAUGCUGAAAGCUAUGGCAGUGAUGUGCUAAGUCCCCUUUAUCGAAAUCCAACAAGGCUUUCUGGAUCAUUUUUAAUUCUAUUGGCAUCAUUUAAAAAGAUUAUUCACUCCUUCAAUAAAAAUUUGCACUGGCUGAGAAAGAAUGCCAUCCACAAUACCUUGAAAAGGGUGAACUCCUGAUGCAAUUGUAGUGAUUUUAUGAAGCAAAGUCUUAUCAUCUUUGUUUCCUUCCGCCAUUUUGUCUAAAUUCAAGAAGCCUCCAGUAUUUAGGAUUCGACUGGAUCUCAAUAGAUCUCAAUAUCAUCAGAACACCAACAAUAUUCCCAAGUUCUUUCACAAAUCACCACUAAAAAAAUAGAUAUAUAAAUCCCUGAACACACAAUUUCCCAGUACUCCAUGUGGAAAAAAAAACCCACCAUCAAUAGCACUGGUGGUUCAAGGUUACCCCAUCAUAUGAUCAUUCACUGGGUCCAGGACCCACUUAGAGCAGGUCAGCCACUCAAAGGGUUAUUUUUGACACAUCCAACCACUGAGGUAGCAGGGCCAGAGUAACUGGAUUCACCCACACACAGAUGUAAGCAUUGAUGAAAUGUCCAUUGCCAGUAUUUCAGAUUAUGGUUUAGCAUAUAAGGUCAAUGAAAAGCAUUUAAGAGUCAGUGAGGCAACGUGUCAAGUAUGCAGUGCAGUUGUUGUCAAAAUCAUGUGCUAGUUCUCUAGAUAUCUUGGGGACAAUGGAUUGCUAAAGUCGAACUGGAAGCCAACAUCUGAUUUUAUAAUGUUUAAUCAAUGAUUGGUUCAAUGUGAUGAACUCAAAUCCCAAGUAUGGGGACACAAAAAUGCACAUUAGUUUUGAGACAUGCAUGAAACAACAAACAGAAAUCCUGUAUAAAGUUAUUGAUUUCAUGCAUGGAAAGGAAGUAAAAUCUGUAAAGACAAGUUGCCUAUAUACAUUUCAGAAAGAUGUCAUACUUUCAUAAAAAUUGACCAUCGUCCUGUUCAGCAUGUUGAAAGACUCCUUCAAGUUAGAUACCUAUUAUCUCAGAGAUUGAAUGAGGAUUGUUUAGAGCAUUUUUUGGGGAAUAUAAGACAAAUGAAUCAUCCAAACUCACUAGGCUUCAAUUACAGAUUUAGAAGUUUGCUGAUAGGCAAAGAUAUGGCUAUCAUUAGUGAUAAUACUGAUACUAAUGCAGAGUUGAAAGAUAAUAUGCUAAGAAAUGUGACUGGAAACGAUGGUAAUCUCCAGCAGUCAGAUGACAGAAAACUUUCUUUAGAGAUUUGCUGAAUAAGUAUCCUGUUCAGAAAUCUUGAAGUUGAAACUGAGAAUUAGUUGAUGCAGAUACAGGCAGUCCCCAGGUUAGGACGGGGGUUCCGUUCUUGAGACGCGUCGUAAGCCGAAAAUCGUCGUAAGCUGGAACAUCGUAAAAAAUACUAAGAAAACCUUACUUUUAAUGCUUUGGGUUCAUUGAAAACUAUGUAAACUGCAUUCUUAUUGUAUUUUUCAUCAAAAAACCUUCCAAUAUUGAUUAUUUUGCAUUUUUGGUGUCAUAUUUCAUCUGCCAGAUGAGCGUUGUAGGCGUCGUAACCCUGGAACAUGCGUUGUAACCCUGGAAAUAAUGUCUGAUGAAUAUAAUUGAGAAGCGCCCUUAACCUUGGAACAUCGUAAGCCGAACCCGUUGUAACCCGGGAACUGCCUGUAUUGAGAAAACAACCAGCACUGUAAUAGAAGAGGAAGCACUGUGCUAUAUAGGGGGCUAUAUUGUGAAGAAAUAGUGGACUAAAUACCCAUAUUUAGGUAGCAAGGUAACCAACAAUAUCACAGAAAAAUCGUAGACUGCAUUAGUCAGCCGAGGUGACCUAAGUACAUGUUCCAUCUGAAGAAUUCCUUAAACAAUUGAGUGUUUUAAGAGAAGUGUUAAAUGCAAUCCAUGGGAAAGCCCUUUUUGAAGGGAAGCAAUGUUUAAAGUUUUAUAUAUGAACUAAUGCAGUCUGGAGUGAACAUUCCUGAAGAUUUUUUUUUUUUUUUUUUUUUUUAGUCAAAAUAGGAGAGAUUGUUUGUAAACAAAUGAAGCAUUUCUGGUGCACGUGCAGUACACUGGUGGGAAAAAGUGAACAAUGGUAGAGCUCUUACCUAAUUCAACUUUGUCAAGUGUUUUGUGCAUACUGUACAUGUAUGGCAGGGUAAGCUUUCUCUCUUGCAUAUGACAUUGUACAUGUAUUCUCGUGUAGUGCUGCAUUAAUUUCUCAACAUGUGAAAAGAUAUUCUCAAAGUUGCUUAUGUUUUAAAUUUUUCAGUCUGUUAACUUUACUUACCAUGAAUGAAAAAACAUUCCAAGGCAACAAUAAACAUUUAAAUAAAAAU
Macrobrachium nipponense is the source of this 3864-nucleotide messenger RNA. RefSeq lists its product as uncharacterized. Bases 16 to 1287 code for a protein of 423 amino acids. Lineage: Eukaryota; Metazoa; Arthropoda; Malacostraca; Decapoda; Palaemonidae. The record is from RefSeq and is a predicted model, not a curated record. The transcript has 6 exons.